UACAAUUAAUUCAACGUCACAGUCAAAGCACGUAUCAAUUUUGACCAACAUGUCAUCUGGACAAGAAGCAAUUUCUUGUCCAAAUUGUGUGUAUAUGUGUAUAUAGCAAGUACGAGCCAUGUGGGGAAUCACAACCUUAAGCUCGUUGCCGAUGGCGAAGAAGACGACCACCUUCCUCCUCCUCAACUUGUUCAUGGCUGCUCUCUCCACGCUAACGACAGCGGCAGUUUCACCUGCGGUCUUUGUGUUCGGAGACUCCACCGUCGACGUCGGGAACAACAACUUCUUGCCCAGCGAUGCACCGAAGGUCAACUUCCCUCCCUGGGGAAUCGAUUUCCCUGGAAGAACUCCCACCGGGAGGUUCAGCAAUGGCUUCAUUUACUCCGAUUAUAUCGCCAAAGCAGUAGGCUUAGAGGAGUAAACUUCGCAUCUGGCGGGGCAGGGAUUCUCUAUUCCUCAGUUAAGUCUUCGGUGAUGAGAUUGAUACGGUGUCGUGGACUACAGUCAGUGACUAUAUUUGAUGACCUGAUGGUGGAAGGACGCAGAUGUGAUCGCCAUGGCGACACAGAUUGAAGACUUCGAGCAGGUUGCGGCGAACCUAACGGAAAGAUUAGGGAAGAAGUCUGCUGCUGUCUUCCUCGAUAAGUCUCUCUUUUACUUGAGCGUUGGGAGCAAUGACGUCUUCACGCUGUAUUCUCUUCUCAAUCCUGGGAACAGCACUCAGAAGGAUGAAGCCGUCGUUCCUGUAAUCAGCAAGUUCAAGCAUCAAUUAGAGACUGCCACAAAGGCCAUCCUGGAGGAGAUCAGCAUGUCAUUGAAGGGAUUCGAGCACUCGUUUGCAGAUUCAUAUGAAAUGGUCACUAAAAUCUUCUAUCAUCCCCAAGAAUUUGGGUUUACGGAGCUCAAAGCUGCGUGCUGUGGAGGUGGGAGAUUGAACGCGGAGUCUGAUUGCCUGCGGAACUCCACAUACUGCAGCAACCGUGACCAAUACGCCUUCUGGGACUUGAGUCAUCCUUCCCAGGCUUUGUCCAAAACGAUCGCCCAGCUGUCACUUUACGGGCCGCCAUUGUUCGCCAACCCCGUCAACAUUCAUCACCUGGUGAAGAGUUAGAACCACUGGAGUGGAGUGUUUUCUGCAGCAUCUUUGAACAACUUGGUCUGAGAAUAAACUCGCCUUCUUCUUUUGUGUGACGCACUUGUAAUGAGGAGGGAAGGUGUUUGAUGAAUAAGAUCUUUAUGGCGGUUCUUCUUCUAUUGUGAAA
This is a messenger RNA of Musa acuminata AAA Group (dessert banana), 1262 nucleotides long. Its product is annotated as GDSL esterase/lipase At1g71250-like. The record is from RefSeq and is a predicted model, not a curated record. The coding region runs from base 557 to 1111 and encodes 184 amino acids. Lineage: Eukaryota; Viridiplantae; Streptophyta; Magnoliopsida; Zingiberales; Musaceae. The transcript has 4 exons.